Amyelois transitella is the source of this 3331-nucleotide messenger RNA. It is a transcript of the gene CrebA, whose product is annotated as cyclic AMP response element-binding protein A. Gene Ontology annotation, biological process: regulation of apoptotic process; regulation of transcription by RNA polymerase II. The transcript is spliced from 7 exons. Gene Ontology annotation, molecular function: cAMP response element binding; DNA-binding transcription factor activity, RNA polymerase II-specific. NCBI's taxonomy places the organism in Eukaryota, Metazoa, Arthropoda, Insecta, Lepidoptera, Pyralidae. The record is from RefSeq and is a predicted model, not a curated record. The coding region runs from base 275 to 1384 and encodes 369 amino acids.
GUUCUCCUCCGACGCGAUAACACCGCACGCUGCACUAACCAAAAUACAAUCGCGUGCAGAGAAAACUUCAUAAAAUAUAUCAAAUCGCGAAAAUAACAAAUGGGCAUCAACAGUGAAACCUAAACCCGUGAUGAUACACAGUGUUCUGUGAGUUUGACUUCAGUUUGUGUUUCGCAUUCCGAGUUUCACGCCGAGAAAAGAAAGGACCGCAGUGACAGUUUUGUGUGAGUUUUCUCGAGGGAUUUUCUCGCCGUCUGGACUAGGCCGCUCCAGUAUGGAGGGCUACUUCGACAACGACGACCUGAAGGACGUCUGGGAGACGGACAUUGACCCGGACAUGCAAGAAGUAUUGGACGAGGACUCGGAGAUGAGCGACUGGAUGAUCCGGGACUCGAAGUCCGUGGUGGUGCUGCACGACCGGCUGAUGACGGACGCGGCCCUGGGCGCGGCUCCCAUAAAAACAGAACACUCCUACAGCCUACAUUCAGACGUCGAGUCUGCACCUUCUUCACCACACCACACCAAAGUCGAUGACAUGGAAGACGAGUGUUACCCAGCCAUGCCAGCGAGCGCGUGGAGCAGUCGGCGACGGUCCAGCGACUCCCCCGUGCGGGAGGUGAAGACCGAGCCAAAGUCGGAGCCAGAGUCCCCGGCCUCCUCCUGUCCACCGUCACCCACACCAGGCACUCCAGUCACACACCUCGACUAUGUCAUUGACCACACGACGGGCACCAUACACAUGCCGCCUGCAGUGCUACAGAAAGUAGGCGCGGCAGGCGUUCCACAACUACUGCUGAGUGCGGCGCCGCGGCUCGCCAACUCGCUCGGGUCCAACAAGCUGUCCAUCAAAGUAACCAGCUCAGCUUCAGGGUUCUCUCUCCCGCCCACGCCACCAUCAUCGCUAUCUUCGUCGGACAGCGAAGGGGCGCUGUCUCCCGCGCACGAGGCGGCAACCCCUGUGUCUGCAGCGGCGCCCGCGCGGCGGCCUCAUCUGUACGUGUCACACCACUCGCGGCAGCCAAUCAACACUCCGCUCAUUAGCAGCCAGCCGAAAGGUUCAACGGGCACUUUGGUACUCACAGAAGAGGAAAAGCGCACACUUCUUGCUGAAGGAUAUCCCGUUCCUACUCGUCUUCCACUGUCUAAAGCCGAGGAAAAAUCUCUUAAAAAGAUCCGAAGAAAAAUCAAAAAUAAGAUUUCUGCUCAAGAGAGCAGGCGCAAAAAGAAAGAGUACAUGGACCAGCUAGAGAGGAAGGUAGAAAUCCUGGUGUCAGAAAACUCAGACUACCGGAAAAGGGUGGACACCCUGGAGCAGAAGAACGCCAGCCUGCUCAGCCAGCUGGCGGCGCUGCAGGCGCUCGUGUCGCGCGGCAACAGGAAGUGACGCCAUUGCGCCGCGUGACGUCACACCGCCCCCACCUCGCGGACACAGGUCGCAUCCUCAUACGUCACUAUCAUGUAAUUAUAAACCGACCGAUUCACAGUAAACCUGAGAUCGGAUUUGUCGUUUUAAUUAUACAAAGGCUGUGAGAUAUUGUGGAAAAAGUGACAUUCUCACAGUUCGAUAGUUCGUUGGUAACGCAAAGACGCUAGUUCGGAGUGUAUAUUUUUAAUGUAUAUUUUGGAUGUAUUUACAUUUAGUAACGCGGCCGCCGUACCGGUUGUGCCAGGUACGGCGUUGAAUGGUUGCUCACUAUUAUAGUAAUAGGUUUCUGUGGUGCUCGAUUCGAUAUACCUGCUUGCGGUAUAGGUAUACCACUGUCAAGUGCCACGCUAGAUAUUUAUUUUUAAAGCUCUAAACAGUUCGCAUCAUCUGACGCGUGGGAGAUGACUCGAUGACAGGGAUAAUACUGGGCUCUAACAUAAGUAUCGAUAUAUUUUACGCGUGUUUAUUGAAAUCUCGUUAUAUAUUCUAAAUGUGCUGUAGAAGCGUUACAUAAUUUAAGUCUUUGUGCGUGUUUUUAUUAAAAUGUGCAAUUAGGUUAAGAAUCAUGAUUGUUACCCAUAAUAUACAAUGCCGUCGCAGGAUGCAAUUUAUCCUAAGCUACGGGAUUGGCGGCCUAAUAAAAAUUACGUGAAAUUAACAUCGAUGUGUUGACAAUUAGUAAUGACUGAACUACUUAUUUAGUUUUUUUUAAAUCCGGAAUCACGAAGAGGUGCAUUUAUUUAUGCAGAAAAUCUACAGUUGCUGCGGGUUCUUGUUACUGUUUUCUUGAAUAAUGCAGUCUACUCUAUUCUUAUAAUGCUAUUCUAAUAAUUUAUCUAAUAAUAUAACUAUCUUUGUUGAGCAUCAACUAAGUAUAUAGUUUUACUAAAGCCGCUAACUAUCUUAAUGAAACGACGACUCUCAGAGUACGGUUCAUGUACGAUUACAAAGUAGCAAUUUUUAUCUCUUACAGCGUACUUUACGCAAAGAUACAGGAAGUUAGCCUAAUUUUGUUAUUGAAAUUUCGAUAUUUUGGGAUUAAUUCCCACGACUUUCUAGCAUCUUUGUUUAAAUUAUGUUCAAGAACAGCGACGAACCUCUCGUGUCCUGAUAUUCCUGUAUCUUCACCAAACUGAUAUACUUACAAGUUGUCAUGUUGUGUGGUGUAUUGGAAAUCUUAUAGCAUAAUAUGUAAGGCCGGUAACUCUCGCCUUACCGUAUAUUAUUGAAUUCCAUGAAUUUGCAUUUAUAGCGAAAUGUGUAUCACCUAGAGAUUUUAUCUAUUUAAGAUAACCCUAGAUAUACGAAUCUAAUAGAGGACCUAUAUAAAGACCGAUUUGUAUGACAUAUGUAUAUCGGUCACGUCUAGUCUGUCGUAGAACCUAAUAGGUCUGUUGUCGGGGCCAGAAUAAAGAUGGCUGUUUUCAUGGAACUAUAAAGUAUUGUAACUAAAAAAACCACACCACUUAAAUACAAAAAAAAAACAGUCUCUUUCUAAAUAUCCUUAAUUGUUCGUUUCUUGUAAAGUUUAGUUUCCAGUUACAAUACUGCCAUGGUUGUAUUCAAUCUCAGUUUAGACCGCGCUCUGUAAUGACAAGUACAAAUAAUGGCAUGCCUUCGUAACGUAGCUAACAUUACCUAUUUUUAGGUCUAUCGUGCGCAAACAUUGAAAGGUUCAUAUCAAGAUAGCGCUAGAAAUGCGUUAAUCUAUUCUCUUCCAACAGGAAAUGUCUUAUAGCGAUAGAAAUAUUUUAUUAAAACAUUUUAUACUUCAAUGCCAUAAAUGUUACAAUAAUAUGUAUACCUAUUUUAAUAGUUUUCAUACACAGAAGAAAACCCACACGCCACCCGUAACAAAAAAAAACUGGCGAAACGUCAGAGCGCUACGUAUUUUAUAUCUUUUAA